UGUACGUUCACCUGAGAUUCAGGACUGAUCUAUAAAUUUGAUUCUGAACUCAUUAGACACUGAAGGAAUCAGUUUCAAGAAAUAAAAUACAGCUUCUUGCUACUUUUGGACAAGAAAAUUGACUAAGCCUUCAUACACUUCUGAAAAUUCUCUGGUUCCUCACAGACUGCAAAGAGCAUUGCCAUGGAGGAGUUUGAAUUCAGUGUAAAACAGCUGCAACCAAACGUCAUCUCUGUAAGGCUCUACAAACGUAAAGUUGGAGGUCUGGGGUUCCUUGUUAAACAAAGAAGAAACAAACCCCCUGUGAUUAUCUCUGAUAUCAUUCGUGGUGGUGCAGCUGAGCAAAGUGGUCUGGUACAGGUAGGAGACAUUAUUUUGGCAGUGAAUGACAGGCCACUUGUUGAUUCUAGCUAUGAAACUGCUUUGGAGAUCCUGCGGCGUAUUCCUUCGGAGACCUUUGUGGUUCUCAUCCUUAGAGGUCCUGAGGGAUUCACAACCCAUUUAGAGACCACUUUCACUGGAGAUGGUACACCUAAGACUAUUAGGGUGACCAGGCCUCUGUGCCCUAAAUCCAAGUCGUCUGAUCUCUCAAGUCAGAGCAUGUACAGCAAAGAUCAACAUAACAUGGUGGACAGUGCCACAAGUUCAGCUGGCUCUUCCUGGCAGGAAGUUCACCAGCUUCUACACUUAAAUGGACUUGACGGAGCCAAGGGUGAUGAUAUCAGCAUCAAUCCUUGUCUUAACGGUGGAGCAGAAAGCAAUGAUAUCCUGAAAGAGAUAGAGCCAGUGGUGAACCUCCUACAGAAUGCAAGAAAAGAGCUAAAUGGAGAUGGUUGUCAACCAAUAGAACAUAAGGAUGCAGAAUGUCAAGCUGACAGUAAAUCUCAGAAACCAACAGGAGGUGAAAAUGAUCAAGUCCUAAGUGAUCUGUGGAAGAACAACAACAACAUGCCGGUGGUUUUGAAUAACCCAUACCUGGAGUCUGAGCUGGUUUCAGCUUCGGGUAGACAUUCCCCGGGAAAGGGCCAGGUCAAUGAAAGCCCUUCCAAGUGUCCUCGUUAUCUGAAAGUUCGGAACUGGGAAACUAACUCCACGCUGCAUGAUACACUGCACUUCAAGGCUUCCAUGCCAACACCUUGUACAGAGCAGUUAUGUAUGGGAGCUGUCAUGACCCCCCCACAGUAUGUGCGCAAACCAGAAGACAUUAGAACGAAGGAACAGCUUCUGCCUCUUGCUAAGGACUUCAUUGACCAAUAUUAUUCUUCUAUUAAAAGAUUUGGCUCUAAAGCUCAUGUGGAGAGGCUGGAGGAAGUCAAAAAGGAAAUUGAAGAAACCGAUACCUACCAGUUACGAGACACGGAGCUGAUAUACGGAGCAAAGCAUGCUUGGCGGAAUGCAGCUCGCUGUGUGGGCCGGAUCCAAUGGUCCAAACUGCAGGUCUUUGAUGCUCGGGACUGCACCACCGCGCAUGGAAUGUACAAUUACAUCUGCAACCACAUCAAAUAUGCCACCAACAAAGGCAACCUCAGAUCAGCGAUCACUAUUUUUCCCCAGAGGACAGAUGGGAAACGUGACUUCAGGAUCUGGAAUGCUCAGCUUAUUCGUUAUGCUGGAUACAAGCAGCCCGAUGGCUCUGUGCUUGGAGACCCUGCUAAUGUAGAGCUGACCGAGAUCUGCAUUCAGCAAGGCUGGAAAGCUCCACAUGGCCGCUUUGAUGUCCUUCCCCUGGUACUUCAAGCAGAUGGCAAUGACCCUGAACUGUUUGAGAUCCCUCCAGAACUCAUCAUGGAAGUCCAGAUCAGGCAUCCAAAAUUCGAAUGGUUUAAGGACUUGGGUUUGAAGUGGUAUGGUUUGCCGGCUGUAUCCAACUUGCUGCUUGAGAUUGGAGGUCUAGAGUUCAGCGCGUGCCCAUUUAGUGGAUGGUACAUGGGCACUGAAAUCGGGGUCCGAGACUAUUGUGACAACUCUCGCUAUAACAUACUGGAGGAAGUGGCCAACCGAAUGAACCUUGACACAAGGAAAAUGUCUUCACUGUGGAAAGACCAAGCACUGGUGGAGAUCAACAUAGCAGUUCUUUACAGUUUUCAGAGUGAUAAAGUAACAAUUGUCGACCAUCACUCAGCAACCGAGUCAUUUAUCAAGCACAUGGAAAAUGAGUACCGUUGUCGAGGUGGCUGUCCAGCUGAUUGGGUUUGGAUUGUCCCACCAAUGUCUGGAAGCAUCACUCCUGUAUUUCACCAGGAGAUGCUCAAUUAUCGGCUCACCCCAUCCUUUGAAUAUCAGCCUGAUCCUUGGAAUACUCACAUAUGGAAAGGUGUUAACGGAACACCAACGAAGAAAAGAGCCAUUGGAUUUAAAAAACUGGCCAAGGCUGUAAAGUUUUCAGCUAAGUUAAUGGGACAAGCCAUGGCGAAAAGAGUGAAAGCAACAAUUCUCUAUGCCACUGAGACAGGAAAAUCGGAAGCCUACGCAAAAACAUUGUGUGAAAUCUUUAAACAUGCUUUUGAUGCAAAGGCCAUGUCCAUGGAGGAGUACGACAUCGUUCACCUGGAACAUGAAACACUUGUCUUGGUGGUGACAAGCACCUUCGGAAAUGGUGACCCACCUGAAAAUGGGGAGAAAUUUGGCUGCGCUAUGAUGGAGAUGAUACAUCCCAAUUCUAAUCUGGAGGAGCGGACGAGCUACAAGGUUCGUUUCAACAGUGUUUCCUCUUCUGCUGAGGCUCGGAAAUCGUCUGGUGAUGAGACAGGACCGAGAGAUAAUUUUGGGAGUGCAGGCCCUUUGGCUAAUGUUAGGUUUUCAGUCUUUGGACUUGGAUCAAGAGCUUAUCCCCACUUCUGUGCCUUUGCUCGAGCUGCCGAUACUCUGCUAGAAGAGCUGGGAGGGGAACGGAUAAUGAAAAUGGGGGAAGGUGAUGAACUUUGUGGGCAAGAAGAAUCUUUUAGAACCUGGGCCAAGAAAGUAUUUAAGGCUGCAUGUGACGUAUUUUGUGUAGGAGAUGAUGUGAAUAUUGAGAAAGCCAACAACUCACUGAUCACUAAUGACCGCAGCUGGAAGAGGAGCAAAUAUCGAAUUAGUUUUGUGGCUGAGGCACCAGAACUCACACAAGCUCUGUACAGUAUUCACAAAAAGAAAGUAUAUGGAGCGCGUAUGUUGUGUCGACAGAACUUGCAAAGCCCAAAAUCCGGUCGGUCCACCAUUUUCCUCCGGCUUCACACCAAUGGACACCAACAGCUGAAGUAUAGACCAGGAGACCAUUUGGGGAUAUUCCCUGGCAAUCAUGAGGAUCUGGUUAAUGCCUUAAUUGAACGACUGGAAGACGCACCUCCUGUCAAUCAGUUAGUGAGGGUGGAGAUGCUAGAAGAAAGAAAUACUGCUUUAGGUGUAAUUAGUAACUGGACAGAAGAGGAGCGGAUCCCACCCUGCACCAUCUUCCAAGCCUUUAAGUACUUCCUAGAUAUAACAACCCCACCUACUCCGAUACUCAUGCAGCAGUUUGCAUCCCUUGCUACCAACGAUAAGGAGAAAACACAGCUGGAGAUCCUGAGUAAGGGCUUGCAGGAGUAUGAGCAGUGGAAGUGGUACAAGAACCCAACUAUUGUUGAGGCUCUGCAGGAGUUUCCCUCAAUACAGAUGCCCUCAUCACUGCUGCUUACACAACUACCCCUUCUACAACCCCGUUACUACUCAAUCAGCUCCUCCCCUGACAUGUAUCCUGACGAAGUUCAUCUUACAGUUGCUGUGGUAUCAUACCGCACAAGAGAUGGGGAUGGACCAAUCCACCAUGGUGUAUGUUCUUCAUGGUUGAACAGGAUACAACCAGAUGAAGUAGUGCCAUGUUUUGUUAGAGGGGCACCAAAUUUCCAGAUGCCACAAGAUCCACAUGUUCCCUGCAUCUUGAUUGGCCCUGGAACUGGCAUUGCUCCUUUCAGAAGCUUUUGGCAACAGCGUCUUUAUGAUAUGCAGCACAAAGGGCUAAAGCCUUGUCCCAUGAUCCUGGUCUUUGGCUGCAGAGAAUCCAAAAUUGACCACAUCUACAAAGAGGAAACCAUGCUUGCCAAGAACAAAGGCGUGUUUAAAGAACUGUUUACAGCAUAUUCCCGGGAACCCAAUAAACCAAAGAAAUAUGUGCAGGAUGUGCUUCGUGAACAGCUGUCUGAAGUCACUUACAAAGCCCUGAAAGAGCAAGGAGGACAUAUAUACGUAUGUGGUGACGUCACCAUGGCAGGCGAUGUACUGAAGAGCCUCCAGCAGAUUGUCAAACAGUGUGGAAACCUUACACCCGAAGGGGCAGGAGCAUUCAUCAGCAAGCUGAGGGAUGAUAACAGAUAUCAUGAAGAUAUUUUUGGAGUCACACUUCGGACAUAUGAAGUUACAAAUCGUCUCAGAUCUGAAUCAAUCGCAUUUAUUGAAGAAAGCAAAAAGGACUCUGAUGAGUAA
Molecule: messenger RNA, 4440 nt
Organism: Spea bombifrons (plains spadefoot toad)
Lineage: Eukaryota; Metazoa; Chordata; Amphibia; Anura; Pelobatidae
Gene: NOS1
Product: nitric oxide synthase 1
Exons: 27
Coding region: 184-4440 (1418 amino acids)
Biological process (GO): nitric oxide biosynthetic process
Molecular function (GO): FMN binding; NADP binding; flavin adenine dinucleotide binding
Source: RefSeq, a predicted model, not a curated record